GAAAAACAGAGGAUGAAUGCUUUCUUCUAACGCGCUCCCUCUCUCUCUCUCUAACAAUCUUCUGACUUCUCCUUCUUCCUUGUCUUGUCGACUGUCACUGCUGAAUCUGCUGCUACUGGAUUCUGGAAGCUAUUGGGCUAUACAUAUACUCAUUUUUCAUUUGUAUCCGACGAUUAGGGAUCUGAUACCGUUGUUUUCCCGGAUUCUCGGUGCUCCGAGUUUACGAUUGAUCCUCUUCGUGCCGCUGAAUCUGGUUUGGUCAACGGAGGGAUAAAAGGUUAUGCCUUUGCAAGUAUUUGUUUUUCAUGUGUGGACCUGACUGGUGUUUAACCAAGGAUGGAUGUUUGAAGGGGCUAAAAGGAUAGUUACUUUGUUGUAGUCUGGAACUAGAUCUUUGAGAUUUACAGCGUGUCCCUGUUAGUGGGACAAUUAUGCCUUCUUGGUGGGUUAAGUCUUCAUCUAAAGAUGAAAAGAAGAAAGCAAACAAGGAGAGUUUCAUUGAUACGUUGCAUCGGAAAUUUAGAAUAGCGUCUGAAGAGAGGUCUCGCAGUGGUCGGUCAAGAGGACGGCGUAGAUGUUGUGAUGACAUUUUUCCCGAAAGAGAUGCUAUAUCUAGAGUGCCAUCAAGAUCUCCAUCUCCUUCUACUCAAGUAUCACGUUGUCAGAGUUUUGCAGAGAGGUCUCUCCCUGUACCUCUUCCGCUUCCUACCGUGCGUCCUCCUAUUACGAGCCGCAUUGGCUCGGGUAUUAAUGCAUCGAAAGGACUGAGAUUGGAUAGAGGUUCUAAGCCUUCUUUUUUGCCACUUCCAAAGCCCCAGAGUGCGAUGAGCAGGGUCGAGAACACGGGUACAGAGGCUGAUUUGGCCACUGCUUCUGUAUCAAGUGGAAGUUCUGUGGGUGACAACCCAUGUGACUCACUUCUCAGUCCCUUGGCUUCUGAUUGCGAAAAUGGGAACAGAGCUGCUGGCAAUUUUUUGAGGGACCAUUCUCCUCAUGGUGUCAAAUACUCUGCUGAGCUACUAAUGCCAGUCCAUAAUUUAAGUAAUAAAGCCCAGAGUCUGUCUACAUCUCCUAAGCGGAGGCCUCUUGGUAGCCAUGUGCAGAAUCUACAAAUUCCUCAACGAGAUAUCCUCUGCAGUGCUCCUGACAGCUUGUUGUCUAGUCCUUCUAGGAGUCCAAUGGGAUCAUCUGUUCCAGAUCAAGUCUCAAACCAUGGAUUGUUAUCUGGAAAACCAUGUUCAGAUGUUUCCUUGCUUUGGUCUGGGCAAUGCUCAAGUCCAGGUUCAGGUUACAACUCCGGUAAUAAUUCCAUUGGUGGAGAUUUGUCUGGUCAGCUGCUUUGGCCUCAGAGCAGGUGUAGCCCUGAAUGCUCCCCUGUUCCUAGUCCAAAAAUGACAAGUCCCGGCCCUAGUUCUAGAAUUCAGAGCGGUGCUGUUACCCCUCUUCAUCCACAAGCGGGAGGAUCAACCACAGGAUCUCCAACUAGACGACUUGAUGACAGCAAACAACAAAGCCACCGCCUUCCUCUCCCUCCAUUAACAAUCGCAAAUACUUGCUCAUUUUCUCCUACCUAUUCAGCAGCAACCUCUCCAUCAGUCCCAAGAAGUCCUACAAGGGCAGAGGCUACAGUGAGCCCUGGAUCACGGUGGAAAAAAGGGCGUUUGCGUGGAAGGGGCAAACUUUCUUGUUUUAUCUGUCUAUUUUCAUUUUGCAGUGAAAGUGGUGAGAUGUGUGCCAUGAAAGAAGUUACUCUAUGCCCAGAUGAUCCAAAAUCGAAAGAGUGCGCCCAGCAGCUAGGGCAAGAGAUUGCACUUCUAAGCCGCUUAAGGCAUCCUAAUAUAGUACAAUACUAUGGCUCUGAAACUAUAGAUGACAAGCUGUAUAUAUAUCUGGAGUUUGUCUCUGGUGGUUCGAUCUAUAAGCUUCUUCAAGAAUAUGGACAAUUUGGCGAGAAUGCAAUCCGUAACUACACACAUCAAAUUUUGUCCGGGCUUGCUUAUUUGCAUGCGAAAAAAACUGUACAUAGAGACAUCAAAGGAGCAAAUCUAUUGGUGGAUCCUCAUGGACGGGUGAAAUUGGCCGAUUUUGGAAUGGCGAAGCAUAUUACUGCACAGUCUGGUCCACUAUCAUUCAAGGGGAGCCCUUAUUGGAUGGCACCCGAGGUUAUAAAGAACUCGAACGGCAGUAACCUUGCAGUGGAUAUAUGGAGCCUUGGAUGUACAGUUCUGGAAAUGGCUACGACAAAACCUCCAUGGAGCCAGUAUGAAGGGGUUCCUGCAAUGUUCAAGAUUGGAAACAGCAAGGAGCUUCCGGAGAUUCCAGAUCAUUUGUCUGACGAGGGGAAGGACUUUGUGAGACAGUGUCUACAGAGGAAUCCUCCAAAUCGUCCUUCAGCAGCUCAACUUUUAGAGCACCCAUUUCUAAAAAACGCUGGGCAGCAAUUGGAAAGGCCUAUCAUGAGCGUUGAGCCUGCAGAAACGUUGCCUGCGACGUCAAAUGCGAUGAGAUCGCCGGAUAUGGCAAGCUCAAGAAGUCUUCCAGGCUUGGACUCAGAAGAUGCAACCAAUCUCCAAUCGAAAGGAUUAAAACCCGUUUCGAUAUUUAGUGCAUCCCGUUCGCCUAGAAACAUGCCAUGCCCGAUUUCACCAAUCGGGAGUCCAAUCCUUCAGGGACGUUCGCCACAGCAUAUCAGCGGGAGAAGGUCUCCGUCCCCGAUAUCUAGCCCCCACUGUGUUUCCAGUUCAUCAACACCUCUAACCGGAGGCGACGGGGCCAUCCCCUUUCUUCACCAAAGACAGACAACGACCAACUUCUUGCAAGAUUCGUCCAUAGGAUCCAGCAGAAGCCCUGGGAACAGCAGCUUCUAUGGAAACAGCAAAAUCUAUCAAGAGCCAAGGCUGGACAUCUCCCGGGGCAGUCCCAAGACGCAGCCUCAUGUCUUUUGGGAGAACAAUGGUUCCAUCCAACCCGGGCAUGGGUGGAAGAAUCUCAGGGACAGUCAGCCAGUCCUGUCUGAUCAUGUGUCCCAACAGUUCCUAAGUGAGCAUCUGAAACUGAAAACCCUCGACCUGAGAUCCGGUUUCUCGUCUUAAAAUUGUAAGUCCUCUGUUUCCCCAGUGGAUAUAAUAAUCCCACACAGAAUUGACAGAAAAGUCGAGAACUUUACCAAAUCAAAAGACCAGAAGCUGCUUGUAGAGUUAGAAUCUAUAGGAAACCCAUCUAUACCGGGCUGCUGCUUCUUUUGAAGAGUAGUAGAAAUAGCCUGAGGAGAUCCGAGUUCGAGGGUCUGGAUAAUGGAUUUUUUUUUUUGGGGGGGGGGGGAUUUGGAAGAGAUCUUCUUUACAUUAGCGUAAAACGAAAAGGAAGAAAUGUAAUGUACAUUUUGUUGUAAUCUCUUUGGUAAAAAUGGGAGAGAUGUUGGUUUUGUGUGUACAGAACAGAAGCUAAGGGUGGAAGGGCUCUGUCCGAAUUCAAUGAUGUCUCAGAUUGUUCCUUUUA
Tarenaya hassleriana is the source of this 3498-nucleotide messenger RNA. Its product is annotated as mitogen-activated protein kinase kinase kinase YODA-like. The transcript has 12 exons. Gene Ontology annotation, molecular function: ATP binding; protein kinase activity. The record is from RefSeq and is a predicted model, not a curated record. Bases 432 to 3092 code for a protein of 886 amino acids. Lineage: Eukaryota; Viridiplantae; Streptophyta; Magnoliopsida; Brassicales; Cleomaceae. Gene Ontology annotation, biological process: protein phosphorylation.